AUGGAUCCAAUCUCACCAUUCGUCUUCGGCAUCACUACGCCAAAGGUUUUCUUCGGGCCCGGCACGUUGAACGAGCUACCCGGCGAGCUCAAGUCUCGAAACCUCGCGAAGCCGCUCAUCAUAUGCUCACCCUCUCGGACAUCGCUCGCGACCAAGAUACAAGCGAAGUUGUCGGAAGCCGGCAUCACGGACAGUGAGAUCCUCGACACCGCCAUCGUCCACAACCCGAGCGACAUCAUCGAGCCCGCCGUGGACCGCGCCAAGGGCCGAGAUGUCCUCAUCUCCGUCGGAGGCGGGAGCGCCGUUGGCCUCGGGAAAGCCAUCGCUUACCGCACGGGGAUGCCGCAGGUUGCCAUCCCGACGACCUACUCGGGCUCGGAGAUGACGCCAAUCAUCGGAGAGACCAAGGACGGCAAGAAGACGUCGUACACGGAUCCUAAGAUCCUGCCCAAGGUGGUCAUAUACGACGUGGACCUGACAAUGGACCUGCCGGUCAAAGUCAGCGGACCGAGUGGUCUCAAUGCCAUGGCACACUCAUUCGAGGCACUCUACUCCCGUCAAGCCAGCCCAAUCACGGAUCAUUUUGCCCUCGAGUCCAUCAAGGCGUUGUCUAGCGCUCUUCCUGUGAUUGCCUCGAACCCGUCGUCGGUGGAAGCCCGCACGUCGGCGCUGUACGGUGCAUUCCUGGCCGGGUUCCUGGCCACGGCGACCGGCAUCGCGCUCCAGCACAAGCUCGCCCACGCCGCGGGUGGCACUCUCAACCUGCCCCACGCCGAGACGCAUUCGAUUUUCCUCCCGCACAGCAUGGCGUACAACGCGAGCUGCUUCUCUGAGAGCAUCAUCGCCAAGCUAUCGUCGGCCCUUGCUCAGAGCACGGAGAGUUCUGCCGCCGGCGUUGUGCAAGGUUUGAACGAGCUGCUCCGCCUUCUGGAUAUUCCGACAGGGCUCAAGCACGUGGGUAUGCUGGAGAAGGACAUUGGCCGCGUCACGGACGUUGCGUCGGACACGCCUUACUGGAACCCGCGCCCGCUCGAGAAGGAAAAGAUCCGGGAAAUCAUCCGGAGGGCGUGGGCGGGCGAGCAAGCCAAGACGGAUCUCUAG
This is a messenger RNA of Colletotrichum chrysophilum, 1101 nucleotides long. RefSeq lists its product as uncharacterized. The transcript is spliced from 2 exons. Gene Ontology annotation, cellular component: mitochondrion. NCBI's taxonomy places the organism in Eukaryota, Fungi, Ascomycota, Sordariomycetes, Glomerellales, Glomerellaceae. Gene Ontology annotation, molecular function: metal ion binding; alcohol dehydrogenase (NAD+) activity; maleylacetate reductase activity. The record is from RefSeq and is a predicted model, not a curated record. The coding region runs from base 1 to 1101 and encodes 366 amino acids.